Dendrobium catenatum is the source of this 1436-nucleotide messenger RNA. RefSeq lists its product as uncharacterized. NCBI's taxonomy places the organism in Eukaryota, Viridiplantae, Streptophyta, Magnoliopsida, Asparagales, Orchidaceae. The record is from RefSeq and is a predicted model, not a curated record. The transcript is spliced from 3 exons. The coding region runs from base 95 to 1333 and encodes 412 amino acids.
AAAGCAGAGUAAGAGGAACAGAGCAAAUGCUAAAGCAGGAGAAGCUUAAGAGUACGGCGCUGCGCACCUUUUCCACCUCCUCCUAUCUCUUCUCAUGGCCCUCACCUCCUUCCUCUCCUCCGCCGACGCCGGCCACCACCGCCGGAAACAAAAAAAGAAACAGCAACGACCUCCGCCGCCGCCACCUCCGCCGUCAUCCCUCACCCUCUCAUGGGAUCACUUUCGAAACCUUCUAAACUGCAAGAGCACCUCCGGCCCCACCAAAGUCCACGACCCUUCCUCGGCCGCCGCCGCCGGGAAACAACAGAGGCUUGGGUUGCGGUUCGGGUCGUCGGGCUGCGCGCUGGGCGAUGUGGUUCACGGCAGCGUCCGCGUGGUCCACCGGUCUGACACCGAUCAGUACAACUCUUCCGGUGGCGACAGUAGGCAUCGCUCCAGCUCCUACGUUGCCGGCGAUACAGGCCCACAAAACCGACGACGGCGGCAGCAUGCCGCAGCGCCGGCGAGGGGUGGGGUUCAGCUGAUGCGGCUCUCGGGGUGCUACGAGUGCCGUGCCGUUGACGCUGAGCCGGCUUGCAGGAGGUGUCCACGGUCGAGGACGCUUUGCGCGUGCUCACAAUGCGGGGAGGUGUUCAACAAGAUAGAAAGCUUGGAGCUUCAUCAAAGCCUUCGCCAUGCAGUAUCGGAGCUGGGUCCCGAGGACUCCGGCCGCCACAUAGUGGAGAUAAUCUUCAAGUCCAGCUGGCAAAAGAACCACCGUACGAUCUGCAAGAUCGACCGAAUCCUCAAAGUCCACAACACCCCGCGCACCAUCGCCCGCUUCGAAGAUUAUCGCGCCGCUGUCAAGUCCCUCGCCACUGCGGCCGCUGCUAGCCGCCGGAAUCCCCGUUGCGCUGCCGACGGCAACGAGCUUCUCCGUUUUCACUCCGUCUCAAUCUCCUGCCACCUCGGCGCUGUUGGCUCCACCGCUCUCUGUUUCUCCACCGGCGGCGGAGGCGGCGGCACCUGCUGCGUUUGUGACGUCAUCCGGCAUGGAUUCCGGAGGCCGAGCCAUCCAUUCGGCGUCCGUACGACGGCGAGCAGCGGCCUGGCGGAUGACGACUUUGACUCCGGCUGCGGCGGCGGAAACGGUACUAGGGCCAUGCUAGUUUGUCGUGUUAUUGCUGGUCGUGUUUGGUUCACCGGCGAUGGUGAUGAAGGCGGCGGCGGCUGCGGCGGCUUAGGAGGCUACGACUCGGUGGCUGAGGAGGGCACGAAUCUUGAAGAGUUAUUUGUGGCCAAUCCGAGAGCUAUCCUUCCCUGUUUCGUAGUUAUUUACAGGGUCCAUGAUUGACUGCUUAUGUUCUUGAUAAAGUUUUUCGGAUCAGCGCAGUUACGCUCAUCAAAUAUGUUUUUAUUUAAAUAAUUGAGGUUAUCGAUAUGAAUUAGUAGUUUUU